GGGGGCCUCCUAUCCAACGCUGUUACUGUUCCCAGCCAGGCAGAGCCUUUCCUCGCUCAGGUCAAUACCCGGAUGUGGAUCAUUGGCAACGGUGCCGGCAUAAGGCCCGCAGUAGGGCAUGAGGCUAAUCUGCAAAGACCACGAUCUUGUCGGGAACGCCGUCGGUCACUUAAUGAGCUUCAGUACGGGACCACCCAUACCGUGCUACAUUUGGGGCCUCUGUGGAACUUGUUCUCGGGGAGGUAG
Colletotrichum navitas is the source of this 246-nucleotide messenger RNA. RefSeq lists its product as uncharacterized. The record is from RefSeq and is a predicted model, not a curated record. NCBI's taxonomy places the organism in Eukaryota, Fungi, Ascomycota, Sordariomycetes, Glomerellales, Glomerellaceae. The transcript has a single exon. The annotation marks the transcript as partial.